CAGCUGGCGACACCAUGGCGGAGCGUGGGCAGCGGCUCCAGCUCCCGACUUUGCCUCGCAGGCUGCUGCAGGAGCAGCGGAACUGCGGGCCCUGGCACCUGGAGACCCUGCCUUCCAAGAGUUUCAUGAAGCCCAAGAGGCCGAGGUUCCCGGGACCUGUGAACAGCCGGCGUUGGGUGUUUGUGAGAGAGGACCUGGAUGACUUCAGGAAAGGCUGUCCCCGACACCAGCACCCCAAGGAUGUCUCCCUGCCUCAUGUUCAUCACAGACUUCCCCAAGCUACCCCCAAGAAGAGGCAGAAUGGACUGCCUGAGGGGGCCGCCCGGUUAUCCAAGCUUCCACAGACGAGGAAGGCAUUCCUAGAGGGUGUGGAAGAUAGCAUGGUCCUGCACCUCCUGGCUCGCUACCCACAUCUGGAAGAAGCUCUGUCCCCUGAGCUCUUAUUGCAGGUGCUGGAGGUACUCGACCCUGAGAAGAACUUGGAGGAGACAUGGGCUUAUUGUCGGGAUUCCAGAAAAUUAUUGAAGGGACCCACAGAACUUGAAGAAAAAUGUUCUUCUCAGGUGUGCCUCCCCAAGAAGAUGCCAGUGUCACAUUCAGGCCAGUGGCUUUGUGAAGAAAAGCCAAGCGAAGUGAAUUCUCUCCAUCAAGACAGUCUCCUUCAUGACAACGUGCGCAGAGGGGUCCGAGACUUCUGUGACUGGGCCGAGGCUCUUGGAAGUUCGCCCCUCGAGGAGGAGUUCAUCCUGCAGCAGUUUGACCUUGACUAUCACACCAGACGCUGCUGUGCUGUGCUUCCUGCCGAAAAGCGUUCUGUCCUGAGCCAACUGCAGGAGGCAGAGCUGUGCCAUAAACCAGACCGUGAGAGGCGACUCCGGAGAGCACAGGACAAACCCUUCAUCGAUGGCCGACGGUCCCUGAGAGAACACGGCGGGUGCUGGAACAAACCCCGGUCCUCUGGAAGAGCGAGUCCUCAUAGGCCAAAGAGGGUGAAGAUGAGGUACGGAGCCUGGUAUCUGAAGACCAACUUGUGGAAGAAGCAAAGAGCGGAUGAACCUUUGGUUGAUCCCAAGAUUUCACACAAAGCUCAGGAUGCUAACUUUGAAAAGCAUCUUCGGGAGCAGGCGGAGCUGCUUGCAGGCCUACACGGAACUGUGGCCUUUAAGGACUUCGUUCUAAGCAGGGGUUACAGGAUGCCCAGGUUCCUUGAGAAGAUAUAUGCUUUCGAGAAAGGUAGAUCUGAAAAUAUUAAGACUCCUAAGAAACUCAUGCCAACAGCAAAGCAUCCUGGGAGAAGAUGAGGCAGCUUUUAUUGACCGCAUACUCGGGUUUUCUUCCAUUAUUUAAAUAUUAAGUAGGACAUGGUAAGUGCCCACGCGGAAACUUCAACCUGGCAGCAUCUAUAAAUAUAAAACCCGACAAAAUGUUUCUAAAUGGCUUUAAUCGAUUUUUGUAUUAUUUUUAGUUAUGUAUAGUUGUGUAUGUCUGCAUGGGGGGUGUACACAUGAAUGUAGGGGCCCUCAGUGGUCAGAACUGGUGAGUUCCCUGGAGCUGGAGUUACAAACAGCUGUGAGCCACUGUGUGGGGGUUGGUAAUUGAACCUUGGUCCUCUGGAAGAGCAGGUGUACUCUUAACUCCAGAUUGAGCUCUCCAGCCCUCAUCAAUCAAUGUCUUGUUUGUUUGUUGUCUUCUUCAGGCAGAGUCUUGCUCUGUAGCGCAGGCUAACCUCUGAUUAGUCACCCCGAACCCCAGAGUAGCCUCUCAGGGGCUAGAGUUGCAGCUGCCCACCAACAUCCGUGGCUUAGCAUUUUACCAACUAUGUGUGUUACCAACUAUGGAAUCUAAAUUCAUGUAGAGUCUCCUCAAAGUUUUGUGUUAUGAAAAUUACAUAAGUAUAUUAGUUCUUUGUAAGGAUAAAAUCAUAAGUAAAGGCAAAAUCGCUCUAUUUUUAUUGUUAUAACUUUGAAUGGGGCUCCUCUUUUCUCCCUUUAUGUUAUUAUUUUCUUGCAUUUUGAGUUAAGCUAACUGAGAUGUUCUUUCUCUCUUCUUAGGCAUGUUAGUCUUGCUAAUAAAUGUGUACUUGCGAUGGAAGGUCAUAGGUCAAAAAAAUUUAAUGGAAAAUUAAGCUAACAUAUUUUGUUACUUUUUAAAGAUAAAAAUUUAUUCGUGUAUGCAUGUGGCUACUCUCUGAGUCAGAGGAGUCUGCCGGAUCCUCUGGAGCUGGAGGCCCAGGUAGUUGUGUGUUGCGUAUGUGGGCAGUGAAAACCAAAUUUGGAUGCUCUAAAGGAGCAGCAAGUGUCCUGAACCCUGAACUAUCUCUCCAGCUGCUACAUUUUAUUACUUUAAAAAAUUAUUUUGUGGGGGAUGGGGUUG
Molecule: messenger RNA, 2373 nt
Organism: Microtus ochrogaster (prairie vole)
Lineage: Eukaryota; Metazoa; Chordata; Mammalia; Rodentia; Cricetidae
Gene: Fam47e
Product: family with sequence similarity 47 member E
Biological process (GO): transcription initiation-coupled chromatin remodeling
Cellular component (GO): chromatin
Source: RefSeq, a predicted model, not a curated record